This is a messenger RNA of Passer domesticus (house sparrow), 875 nucleotides long. It is a transcript of the gene MRPS23, whose product is annotated as mitochondrial ribosomal protein S23. Bases 106 to 648 code for a protein of 180 amino acids. Gene Ontology annotation, biological process: translation. NCBI's taxonomy places the organism in Eukaryota, Metazoa, Chordata, Aves, Passeriformes, Passeridae. The record is from RefSeq and is a predicted model, not a curated record. Gene Ontology annotation, cellular component: ribosome; mitochondrion. Gene Ontology annotation, molecular function: structural constituent of ribosome. The transcript is spliced from 5 exons.
GCCGCGCGCCCUGGCGGCCGCUCCGGUUCCGGCUGAGUUCCGGUUCCGUUUCCGGUUCCGCUUCCGGGUGCGCGGCAGCCGCGGGGCCGCUCCGGCGGGGCCGCCAUGGCCGCCACGGCCGGGAGCCGCACGCAGAAGAUCGGGAGCGUGUUCAGCCGGGCGCGGAGCCUGGUGCGCAGCGGGCUGCUGCGGAAGCCGCUGUGGCUGGACGUGUACGCCGCGUUCCCGCCGCUGCGCGAGCCCGUGUACCGCGUGCCGCGGCCGCGCUACCGGAGCCGCGACCCCAUCGGCGCCGUGCUCUACCGGGAGGACACCGUGCGAGCGAGGUUCUACAGAGUUUAUGGCAACGGCCCCAAGCCCUUCGACCUGACCCAGUUAAACUUCAAGUCCACUUGCCAGAGGUUUGUUGAGAAAUACAACGAGCUGGAGAAAGAAGGGAAAAUUGAGGAGGAGAAACUGUUUGAAGAAACAGGAAAAGCCCUCUUGGCCAGUGGGAUCCUUCUGCAGAGGAGAGGGGUGGAUAGAGCCUCCAGGGACCCUGCCCUGCCGCCCCGGGCCGUGCUGCGGGAGCUGCAGGAGAAGAGGAAGGACGGGGAGCAGCCUCCAGAGCUGGCAGGGACACACAGGGAGGGGCCCUGUCCCUCCUGACAGCCUGUCACCUGCCAGAGCCACCUCCAGCCCUCCCUGGGGACAUUCCCUGAGGAGCAGGGCCUGGUGCCCCCAUGGCACACGUGGUCCCCUCUGUCCAGCUCCACAGGGAUAAAGUCACAGGAAAUCUUAUUUUCUUUUAGUGCUCACCACUGUUUUCUGCGAUGGAGUUGGAAAACACCGAGUGUAAAAGUGGAAAAUUAAAACGUUUUCUUUAAAAACUGGGA